Molecule: messenger RNA, 939 nt
Organism: Pelagomonas calceolata
Lineage: Eukaryota; Pelagophyceae; Pelagomonadales; Pelagomonadaceae
Source: the annotation of a GenBank genome assembly
GAUUCCCUUACGGCCGGAACUGUUCACGUUUACGGACCCAAAAUCACUGUGCCUAUUGACCUGCACAGCAAGACGCUGCGCAAAGACGUGCGCGAGAGCAAGGCCUGGGCGCGGCUCGCCGAAGCACAGCUGCCGCCAGCCAGACCGCGCGACGCGGCGAGCGAGGCGCUCUCGCACGUCCGCUCGCAAGUGCGCCGCCGACUCCUCGUCGACUCACUCUUGUGGUCGACGCCGCCGCCGACGGUUCGGCCGAACAAGUUCGAUGAUUUUACGUACUUUGCGCGCUUCUCGACGGACGACGGUCGCGUGUUUUGGGAGGGCGACCUAAAGCGCUGCCCCGAGCAGAAAUGGGGCUAUACUCUGCUUCUGGACGACGUUUGGGCUGAAAUAACACGAUCGGAGGGCUGGGAUGAGAUGGAAACUUUCCUCAGUAUUUCCACGCACAUUGAGCAUGAAAUGGAGUGGCGUGAUGCCCUUGACCAGUCCCUGGCCCGCAUGUCAAUUACCCUUGUUGCGAUUAGGGACGAGGAUCAAGCUAUGGUUUCUCUUGGUCACAUGCGCUACGAUGCAUGUAACGGCACUGCAGGUCAAGCUGAGCAAGAAUACAUUUUCCGACCUCACCAGGGCAUUCACCACGCUACACUGCCCCUCUUUCAAUCAACGCGUUUUUACUUGAAUCCGACAGCGAGCUUGCACGUCACGCACGACACAACCGGUGAUGGCACACUUGAUCAUCUUGAGUUCAGGCUCGAGCAUUACUCUCGUGAGGCGAUUGGUUCUCAUAACUCGGAAGGUUUCGUCGACAUACUCGAGCGGCAUCGAUACGAAUACCUGCUCAGCUAUCUCGCAGGAGUGCAUCAUCACGCUCGCGGACAAGCGCUUUCGACCAUCGAGAACUGGCAUAUCCAAGCAAUAGCCGCGGGGAUUGUUAACGGGUAA